UAUACUCCUCAAGAACAAGGUAUUUAUUAGUGAAACACUCGUCUCUGAUCACUAACAACAACAACAAAAUGGGAGAAGAAUCAUCAUCAGUGAAACUGAUUGGGGCUUGGCCUAGUCCUUUCACUUACAGAGUCAUGUGGGGUUUAGAGCUGAAAGGUAUCAAAUAUGAAUACAUAAAUGAAGAUCUGAAAAACAAGAGUGAAAUGCUAUUGAAGUACAACCCAGUUUAUAAGAAGACACCAGUUCUUGUCCAUGGAGGGAAACCAAUUUCAGAGUCCAUGAUUAUCCUCGAGUACAUCGAAGAAACGUGGCCGGAGAGUUACCCACUACUACCCAAGGAUCCUUAUGAGAAAUCUGUAGCUCGGUUUUGGAUUAAGUUCAUGGAGGAUAAGGGUUCAAACUUUGGAACAUUUUUUCUGACCACCGGAGCAGAACAAGAAAAAGCCCAAAAUGAAAUUUCAGAAAUGCUAAAAACUAUUGAAGAAAAAGUUGGUCUUGGCGAGAAGAAAUUUUUCGGAGGUGAAACAAUCGGAUUGGUGGAUUUGGCAAUUGCACCUAUAGCUUACUGGUUGGGAGCAAUUGAAGAAGUAGUAGGAGUGAAAAUAUUUGAAGCACAUAAGUUUCCUAAGAUUCAUGAGUGGAGUGAAAGCUUUAAACAAGUUCUUGUGAUCAAAGAGAACCUCCCAAACUAUACUGAUUUGUUGGAAUAUCUCAAAGGCAUAAGGGAAAAGGCCAUCGCAGCGUCUCAGUAAUUAUCUAUCACCUAGUCAUAGUAUAGAAUAAGUUACUGUAAACAAUUUUAGUUUUUUGUUUUGAACUUUUGAAGCACAGUAGGCUAUUCAUUAGAAAAAUUGAAAAGUUGUUACAAGAACGAUUGGUAGGUUCUACUCAUGGAGUGGUUUAGUGCAAUUUGAAUAAAUAAGGGACAACCUAAUCCCAAAUUGUUACGGGUGGGUGAUUUCCUAGACCAUCCACUCUGAUCGAUUGCCUUCUCUUAAUGAAACCACACGUUCUGACUAGGUGAUUAGACUCAAUUCCAUGGAAUUAGCUAUCUUUCAAUGAAAACAGCGUGUUUUCCGUCGUUUGGUCAAAAAUAUGUUUACAUGGAAUUGCAAUAAAAGCGUGGUCUAAAGUAUAUUUUAAACU
Messenger RNA from Papaver somniferum (opium poppy), 1146 nucleotides. RefSeq names its product probable glutathione S-transferase. The record is from RefSeq and is a predicted model, not a curated record. Lineage: Eukaryota; Viridiplantae; Streptophyta; Magnoliopsida; Ranunculales; Papaveraceae. The transcript is spliced from 2 exons. Gene Ontology annotation, biological process: glutathione metabolic process. Gene Ontology annotation, cellular component: cytoplasm. Bases 69 to 752 code for a protein of 227 amino acids. Gene Ontology annotation, molecular function: glutathione transferase activity.